AAAGCUUCAAACAUCGGUUAAGGCUACGCCUGCGCAGAUUGGUUUCGAAGGUUGGGACUGUUGGAUGUGUUGUGGUCGUGGUCAUGGUGUGAAAGUUUCCUAAAUUUGGUCUUAAGUGCUAGGUAUGAGAUGCGGGUCGGCUUCAAAAAAAAUGCCGUUCCUUUGUCAGGGGGCUCUUUUAAAUGUGGCGUCAACUUGGAUUCUGCAUUUCUAAGCACAGGAGAUCCAGAAUAUCGGUUUUCCCAAAAUCUCCCAGUGGGGUAUUGCUUGGAGCAGACUGGGACGCUUGAGAUGCAUUAAAAUUGCCACCCGCUACCUUGAGGAGACGGUCGGUACUCAGCGAUACAUGAGAUGGAAUUCAGCCCUAUUGCACAUAUACUCUCACAGGUUGCAUGUGAUUAAAAGCAGUGUUUAUGGUUGCUUUUUGGGUGAAUCUGAUACCUUCUGGAGAUGUAGGCUACUAUAUGGGCAAUGGUAGCUAGGAAUUUAUAGUCUGGUUGAGGUCAAAAAGUUUUCUGUAUCCAACUCUUGCAGGCAGUGAUUGAUCUAUGCAUUUUUCAAUGAAAUAAUAAUCUUUGUGGGAUUUUUUCCCCCCCAAAGAUAAGAGGAAUUUAGAAAGAUGCCACUUUUUGGAAACACAUUCAGUCCAAAGAAAACUCCGCCCAGAAAAUCAGCCUCACUUUCCAACCUCCAUUUGCUGGACAGAUCUACCCGUGAAACUGAGCUGGGCUUAGAAUAUGGAACCCCUGUUAUGACACUUACAGGACAGAGUCUGAGGUUUGAGAAUGGCCAAUGGAUACCUGAAUCAUUUGGAAGCAAUGGGGACCGCAGGGAGACACAGCGUCUUCGCAAACGGAAUCAGCAACUGGAAGAAGAGAACAAUCUUCUUCGGUUGAAAGUGGAUCUUUUGUUGGAUAUGCUCUCUGAGACAACUGCUGAAUCCCACCUCAUGGAGAAGGAAUUAGAAGAACUGAAAAAUUACAGCCGAAGGAGGAAGUGAAUUAUAAAUUGGCAAUCUCUAGGAGAUAAGGGGAAGAAAUAACAGGCAAAUGUGAUUUAGAGCGAUCAGAUCCAUCUCUUGUGAAGUCAAAUCUGCCUUGGAAGACUUUGCUGUCUUCGACUCUUUAUAGCCAGGGACCCAACUAAGAAAUAGUUAGUUCCGGUGCUGUGAGGAAGCUAGUAUCUACUUUUUUCUCUUUGUGAAACUUCUAUCCAAGUGCUCUUAACAUAUAUUCAUUAUAUUACUGAUUAAGUAUAGAUAAUAUUUAUGUCAUCUUCCCAAGAAGAUAGCAACCAUUCUGAAAGAUCAGAAGAGAAGAGAAGAUAGGAACAUUCCUUGCGAUACAACUCAGGAUACUUACAGAUAAUGAAAUGUCAGUUUUUUAAGCUAGAAUAUAUGCAUGCAGCAUGCACUUAUUUUUGUCAGCUUAUGUGAAUUGUAAAGCAAGCUAGAAAGCUGAAUUUACUCAUAAUUCAUAAGACUGAAAACAUGGUAAAGUGUUUCUAAAUAAGGGAGGACCAAAAGUCAGCUUUAGAUUAUAAAUCCUGUCUUAAUUGAAAGUUCACACUUAACGGGUUAAGUGUGAGCUAGCAAUGUAGCCUGUUUUUGCUUUAUAUAGAGGAACAGGUUGCCUGCAAAUGGAAUGUACAUGAGUGCAUGUUGCUUGUGCACAUUUUGGCUUGUCAUGCCAGGACUCAUGCUGUGUCUAAAAUACACCAUUAUCUUUCUUUAAUUUACUUUAGGUUCACUAUCCAUGCAUUCCUUGUCAUCUAGGAGUCCAAUGUCUGGAGGGCAAAAUAUCUCUGGAUUGUAGUUUCUGACAAUGACUUGGUAUAUGGCAGACAAAACAGAUAGCACACCAUAUCUUUUCAUUAGUUUCUGUUAUAGGAGAUAUCACAAAUGCUCCUGCACUUUCCCUGAAAGUAUAUAGAAUGCCAUUGGUGAGAUAACGUUUAAAUCUACGACAUCAGAAAAAAGACAUAUCUUGAGGGACCUUAAAAGCUAACAAAAUUGUUGGGGCAUCUGCUUUAAUAGAGUAGUCACUUGCUCACGGAUACUUAGAUGACAUAACACAUUCAUCUCAAAAAUGGCCUAUUCUAUAGUUCGAAAAAAUUAGGGUUGCCUUAUAACAAUAAUAUACCUGUAAAGGUAAAUUAUUGCACCUGUAAAGUGCAAAAACAACUUUUUUAUAUAUCUUAUUUCUUUGAACUUCACACUGAAUAGCCAAUUCUUAUUACUUCUGCUCCUUAAUUCAUAAUAAAGCACUACUUUUUAAAAUUAUUUUCUUGUGUUCUAAUUAAUAACAAAAAGAACAAAAAACAAUUAGUGAUUUCAAAAAGGAAAAAAACUCACAAAAUGCUAUAACAAAUUCGUCAUACAAUGAUAUACUUGUCUAAUACAAAUAUUAUUUAAGAUAUAUAUAGCAUUUCUGGUAAUAUUUAUGACUUUUUAACCAACUAUAUUCUGUAUAAAUGAGUCCCAUAUUUCAUUAUCUUUGUCCAUAAUGUAUAUAAAGGUUACAUCUAUAGGCCAUCUGCUCAUAGGCUGCCAAUGCAAUCAGGUCUUCGAUCCACUGAGUGAAAGGUGCCAUGAGUUAAUCUUUCUAAUGAUGCUAUAUCAGCCUUUUGGCCAUAGUAUGGGCAUAUCCAGUUGUCAAAUUUUAUGUACUAAAUGUGUAAAUCAAUAGAAUAUUAUCCUCCUGAGAAUUUUAGCUUUUGUUGUACAAUCCUAUUUAUGUAAUCCACUACUUUCUGUCCAGACUUGCUAAGUGUAGGAUAUUGUAAAAACAUGUGCUUUAAAAGAAGCAUUAUUCUUAAUACAUCUGUAACAAAAUGCUGUUUUUGAGAGUUCUUUUCUAUACAAACAUAACAGAGUUCAAUGAAUUCUAAAUAUUUUUGUUGUAAAAGUCAUAAAUUGGGGUCUAUUGACAUUCUUACUAUAGACACACACUCAUUAUAGAGACAGUUUAGGAAUCUCUUAUUUUUUUUAUUCCAUUUCUUAACAUCUGCAUAUCAUAUUUAUUGAUAACAUUUAUAAAAAUUAAUAGGGUUUUUAAUUUUAAAGGAUUGAACAAGUUGUUCUAUUAUCUGAGGUAUUUCAGAAACUGAGAAUGCUGCUGGUCCAAACAAUGUUGUUAGCAAAUAGAAUUGUAAAUAUUUCCAUUGGCUUAUAUCAGAUAAAUUAUAUUUAUCUUUUACUGAGAGUCCUUAAUUUAUGACUGUAAUUGAGCCUAGAAUUAUGGUUGUAAAUCAUUGCGAUUAUAAGUUGAGCACUCAUGUAACCAGCAGUAAUUUUUCCAGCUAUUUCCCCAGUAGUUACUGCUGUCCUUAAGGGAGUGCUGCAGUCAUUAAGCAAAUACCUCCAUCAUUAGGUGAACCCAUUAAUUUGGGCACUUUUUGCCAGAAACCAGCAAAAAAUAUCUUAAAUCACAGUCAUAUAACCAUGGAAAACCACAACCAAUUGUAAAGCUGACCUGACCAAUGUAAUCACAUGACCAUAGAUGACGCACCCAUUUAUAAUCACCAGGGAUAUUUUACAGGCCAUAAAGCACCUGUUCCAUGGCUGUUGUAACUUCGAAAAGCUGAAAAUGAUUUUUCAUUUUCAGAAUUACCUGUAGUACUUAGAAUGCUGAGAAUUCAUAAUCAUCUAUCUGGUGGUCCAACAUCAGUAUCUCCAUUUCCAUAUCACCAUUUCCCAAUUUUCAAAGUUGGGAUUCUCCAUAAAGUCAAUUUGGCAUGGGAAAAAGCAUCAAAUCUUUUUUUAUUAGAUAUUAUAUUCUAUAACUUUCUAAUUGAUAUCAUUUUCACAGAUAUUAGAAUUAUAGUAUAGUUAGAUUAGAUGCUAAUACUGUCCAUCCAACCAAUAUAUUCUAGAAUUGGUCCAAAUUGAAAAAUUAACACUAAUUGUUUUCUUCCAGUAUCUAAUGACUGACAGUAGGUAAACAUGAUUAUAUAGCUCCAGAUUUGGAAAGUUGAAUCCUUCCUCAUUAAUUGGUAAUUGCAUUUUUAUACAGAUAUUAUCAGAAUUGAAGAACCCUAUACAAAUUUUCUAAAGAAAAUUUAAUUUCUGAAAGUAUUUUCAAAAUAGAUAAACUGGAAUUCUCAGAAUGUAAAUUAAUCUGGAAUAAUAUUUUUUAUGGAAUUAUAUGCAUUGCACCUUUGGUUAGGAGAGGGGAUGAGGUACAUUUUUCCCUGUUAAGGUAUGUUGUGCAAUUUGCAGAUCUAAUCAGACCAUUUUAAAGAAAAACAUUGUUCUUUAAAUCUACUUUCAUAUUUUAAAACAAACUUGUUCCCAUUAAUUUUAUAUAUUAAUUAUAAUCCUUGACACAGAUAAAAUACAGGAAAAAUUGCCAUUUUCAAGUUAAAUUCAACAGCAAAUAUUACAGGAAUCUAC
Molecule: messenger RNA, 4393 nt
Organism: Ahaetulla prasina
Lineage: Eukaryota; Metazoa; Chordata; Lepidosauria; Squamata; Colubridae
Gene: CBY1
Product: chibby 1, beta catenin antagonist
Exons: 4
Coding region: 620-1000 (126 amino acids)
Biological process (GO): negative regulation of Wnt signaling pathway
Cellular component (GO): nucleus
Source: RefSeq, a predicted model, not a curated record